Molecule: messenger RNA, 3802 nt
Organism: Limanda limanda (common dab)
Lineage: Eukaryota; Metazoa; Chordata; Actinopteri; Pleuronectiformes; Pleuronectidae
Gene: tnikb
Product: TRAF2 and NCK interacting kinase b
Exons: 30
Coding region: 4-3726 (1240 amino acids)
Biological process (GO): protein phosphorylation
Molecular function (GO): protein kinase activity; ATP binding
Source: RefSeq, a predicted model, not a curated record
ACCAUGGCGAGCGAGUCCCCGGCGCGGAGCCUGGAUGAGAUCGACCUGUCUGCACUCCGGGACCCAGCUGGUAUCUUCGAGCUGGUUGAACUGGUUGGAAAUGGAACCUAUGGGCAGGUCUACAAGGGUCGUCAUGUCAAAACAGGUCAGCUCGCUGCCAUCAAGGUCAUGGACGUCACAGGAGAUGAGGAGGAGGAGAUUAAAGCAGAGAUCAACAUGUUGAAGAAGUACAGUCACCACAGGAACAUCGCCACCUACUACGGAGCCUUCGUCAAGAAGAAUCCUCCGGGGAUGGACGACCAGCUGUGGCUGGUCAUGGAGUUCUGCGGCGCCGGCUCGGUCACAGAUCUGAUCAAAAACACCAAAGGGAGCACGCUGAAGGAGGAGUGGAUCGCCUACAUCUGCAGAGAGAUCCUCCGGGGUCUGACUCAUCUCCACCAACACAAGGUCAUCCACAGGGACAUCAAAGGUCAGAACGUGCUGCUGACGGAGAACGCAGAGGUCAAACUGGUUGACUUUGGUGUGAGUGCUCAGCUGGACCGCACGGUGGGACGGAGGAACACGUUCAUCGGGACGCCGUACUGGAUGGCGCCGGAGGUCAUCGCCUGUGACGAGAACCCGGACGCCACGUACGACUUCAAGAGUGAUCUGUGGUCGCUCGGCAUCACAGCCGUGGAAAUGGCGGAGGGAGCGCCACCUCUGUGUGACAUGCAUCCAAUGAGAGCGCUCUUCCUCAUCCCCAGAAACCCUGCGCCUAGACUCAAGUCCAAGAAGUGGUCGAAGAAGUUCCAGUCGUUCAUCGAGAGCUGCCUGGUGAAGAGCCACAGUCAGCGGCCGAGCACCGAGCAGCUCCUGAAGCACCCGUUCAUCCGCGAGCUUCCCAACGAGCGGCAGGUCCGCAUCCAGCUGAAGGACCACAUCGACCGCACCAAGAAGAGGAGGGGCGAGAGGGAUGAGACGGAGUACGAGUACAGCGGCAGCGAGGAGGAGGACGAGGAGCGGGACGCCGGAGAGCCCAGCUCCAUCAUCAACAUCCCUGGGGAGUCCACUCUGAGGCGGGACUUCCUGCGUCUCCAGCUGGCCAAUAAGGAGCGCUCGGAGCUGAUCCGGCGCCAGCAGCUGGAGCAGCAGCAGAACGAGGAGCACAAGCGCCAACUACUGGCCGAGAGGCAGAAGCGCAUCGAGGAGCAGAAGGAGCAGAGGCGGCGGCUGGAGGAGCAACAGCGGCGUGAGCGUGAUCUGAGGAAGCAGCAGGAGCGCGAGCAGCGGAGGAGGUACGAGGAGAUGGAGGCGGUCCGUCGGGAGGAGGAGAGGAGGCACGCCGAGCGAGAGCAGGAGUACAAGCGGAAGCAGAUCGAGGAGCAGCGGCAGGCCGAGCGGCUGCAGAGGCAGCUGCAGCAGGAGCGAGCGUACCUGGUGUCGCUGCAGCAGCAGCAGGAGCCCCCCCGCCCGCCGCAGGACAAGAAGCAGCUGUACCACUACAAGGACCAGGCACCAGGGGUCAGCGACAAGCCGGCCUGGGCCCAAGAGGUGAUGCGUCGAGCUCAGAGCAACUCGCCUCGCGUCCCUCCCAAGAAGUACCACUCCUUCAGGGAGACCUCCAACCUCGACAACCUCCUCUUACUGCCCGGUUACAAACCCCGCCGCCGCCGCCGCCCCCCCUCCUACCCCGCCCACCUCAGCCCCUCCAGGGACCACCCGCACGUGCCACGCAUCCGUGUCACCUGCGUGCCCGACCGCAGCGCCGGCGCCUCUCAGCCGGUGAUGCUCCGGCAGAGCCCGGACUCCAGGGGGCGGAGCCCGGACCGCAGGCACAAAGUCUCAAACCGGAUCUCGGACCCGUCGCUGCCGCCGCGCUCCGAGUCCUUCAGCAGCGGAGGCAUCCAGCAGGCCCGGACCCCCCCCAUGCACCGCUCCGUGGAGCCCCAGGUUCCCCAGAGGACGACCUCCAUCUCUCCGGCGUUGGUCAGGAGGAACUCUCCGGGGAACGGACCCGGCCUCGGCCCUCGGGCUGGAGCUCACCUCAUCCGGGCCAGCAACCCCGACCUGCGGAGGAUCGACGUUUCCAUGGAGACGCCCCUGAAGAGGACGAGCAGCUCGUCCAGCUCGUCCACCCCGAGUUCCCAGGGAGGCUCCAACGAGCGAGGUGAUUCUUCCAAUAAGACUGAAGGUUCCACAGGCUCCUCCCACGACGCCAAAGACGAGGGGACGAGACCCAGCAGGCCUGCAGACCUGACGGCGCUGGCCAAGGAGCUGAGGGAGCUGCGGCAGGGCGAGGACGCCGGCCGCCCCCCCGCCAAGGUCACGGACUACUCGUCGUCCAGCGAUGACUCGCACAGCAGCGAGGACGAGGAGGGAGAGGGCGGGGCCAGUGACGGCACGGUGGCGGUCAGCGACAUCCCGCGCAUCAUGCCGGCAGCGAACCACGGCCCCAACGAGUCCUUCAACCUGCUGGGAGGUCUCAACGCCGGCCACGACGACGCCUACGGGAACAGCUCGCAGGACGGGACCCUGAGGAUGCGUGAGUACUCGAUGGGCAGCGGCUCCAAGUCGUCCUUCACGCCGUUCGUAGAUCCUCGAGUCUACGGGACGUCCCCGACCGAUGAUGAGGACAACAUCUCCGCCUCAGCGCUGUUUGCUGACGAGCUGCUGAAGCAGGAGCAGGAGCAGGAGCAGGCCAGACUCAACGAGGCCAGAAAGAUCUCCGUGGUCAACGUCAACCCGACCAACAUCCGGCCGCACAGCGACACGCCCGAGAUCCGCAAAUACAAGAAGCGCUUCAACUCGGAGAUCCUGUGCGCGGCGCUGUGGGGCGUGAACCUGCUGGUGGGGACGGAGAACGGCCUGAUGCUGCUGGACCGCAGCGGCCAGGGGAAGGUCUACAACCUGAUCAACCGCCGGCGCUUCCAGCAGAUGGACGUCCUGGAGGGACUCAACGUGCUGGUCACCAUCUCAGGCAAGAAGAACAAGCUGCGUGUGUACUACCUGUCGUGGCUCAGGAACCGGAUCCUCCACAACGACCCUGAGGUGGAGAAGAAGCAGGGCUGGAUCACCGUGGGCGAGCUGGAGGGCUGCGUGCACUACAAAGUCGUGAAGUACGAGAGGAUUAAAUUCUUGGUGAUCGCUUUGAAGAACGCGGUGGAGAUCUACGCCUGGGCGCCGAAACCGUACCACAAGUUCAUGGCCUUCAAGUCGUUCACAGAGCUGCAGCAUCGCCCCCUGCUGGUGGACCUGACUGUGGAGGAGGGACAGAGGUUAAAGGUCAUCUACGGCUCCACUGUGGGAUUCCACGUCAUCGAUGUGGACACCGGCAGCCCCUACGACAUCUACAUCCCCUCACAUAUUCAGGGUCAGGUGACCCCGCACGCCAUCGUGGUGCUGCCCAAGACGGACGGCAUGGAGAUGCUGCUGUGCUACGAGGACGAGGGCGUCUACGUCAACACCUACGGACGCAUCACCAAGGACGUGGUGCUGCAGUGGGGCGAGAUGCCCACCUCCGUCGCCUACAUCCACUCCAACCAGAUCAUGGGCUGGGGAGAGAAGGCCAUUGAGAUCCGCUCCGUGGAGACGGGACACCUCGACGGAGUUUUCAUGCACAAGCGAGCUCAGCGACUGAAGUUCCUGUCGGAGAGGAACGACAAGGUUUUCUUCGCCUCUGUUCGUUCCGGAGGAAGCAGCCAAGUCUUCUUCAUGACCCUCAACAGAAGCUCCAUGAUGAACUGGUAACCGCUCCUCUUCUUCACCCUGAACAUCGGCCGCCGCCAGGAGAGAGAGGGACGAGCGAGGAGGAUCUGUGUGUGUG